AUGGGUACUCGUUUCAAACAGACGCUGCAGGAUCGGCGGAAGGGAGAACUUGCGCUCUCCGACUUCGCAGACUACGUUGAAAGACAGCAAGCCAAAACCCGAGCAAAGCAGCCGAUAUCUACGUCUGGCAAUCACGGCGCUUCCUCCGCCGCCGCCGCUCCUGUUGCCGAAUCGGAAGAGCAUGCAGAGUUGGACAUCCUUGACCAACUGGGCCUUUCGGAUGCGCCGAACCAGAUCAACCUAAAAGAGUGGCUGCUUGAUACCUCUGAGAAUGCUCCUGAGACGUUACAACAGAUAGCUGGCUUGGUUCGGUCCCGCAUUGAUGAAGAUCAUGGCGAGACUCUAUUUGACCUUGGUCUACUCGACAGUGGCGAGUCGAUGGGCUUUACGAAAGAGCAAUGGGAUCUUGCACUGGCAAGGAUAAUUGAGGCAGCAAGCACCAUCAAGGCCGCUGUCAAAGUGCUCUUGACGUUCAACGUCGGUGGUCCAGAGGAAGCCCAAUCGAAGCAUGGUGGCGACAAGGACAAGUCUAGCCACGGCAAACUUCUCAUCCGACAAACCCCGUCCACGGCGGAAGAGGUGAUUGAGACUCGUAUCGCAGUUGUCGGAAAUGUCGAUGCAGGCAAGUCAACCAUGCUGGGUGUAUUGGUGAAAGGCAACCUGGACGAUGGCCGUGGUAAGGCCCGAGUCAAUCUGUUCCGCCACAAGCAUGAGAUCGAAUCCGGUAGGACUUCAUCUGUGGGCAUGGAGAUUAUGGGCUUCGACACCCACGGCGAUGUCGUCUCAUCCAAUGUCCCCGGACGCAAGCUGACAUGGGGCGAGAUCGGGACACGUUCCGCGAAGGUGAUAACUUUCACCGACCUUGCGGGCCACGAGAAGUACCUGCGCACCACCGUCUUUGGGCUGUUGUCGUCCGCACCGAACUAUUGUCUACUCAUGGUUGCGGCGAACAAUGGCCUCAUCGGCAUGUCAAAGGAACAUUUGGGCAUUGCUCUCGCUUUGAACGUGCCGGUCAUGGUGGUCAUCACCAAAAUCGACAUCUGUCCACCCCAGAUUCUCGAGCAGACCAUCACUCAACUGACCAAGAUCCUCAAGUCUCCUGGCGCCCGGAAGAUCCCCAUCUUCAUCAAAACUCACGAAGAGACAGUCGUGACGGCCACGCAGUUCGUCUCGCAGCGGAUAUGUCCUGUAUUCCAAGUAUCCAACGUUACCGGCGAGUCCUUGGACCUUGUAAGGACCUUCUUGAACAUCCUUCCACAUUACGGCCACUACGACGACGAAGCUCCGUUGGAAUUCCACAUCAAUGAUACCUUUUCGGUGCCGUUUGUCGGCACGGUCGUGUCGGGCGUAGUCGAGUCUGGUGUGGUGCAUGUCGGGGACACGGUCCUCGUCGGCCCCAAUUCACUAGGGCAAUUCGAGACAAGCGGUGUACGGUCCAUCGAACGGAAGAGAAUCCCGGUCCCUGCCUGCGGCGCUGGUAAGUCGGCUUCGUUGGCACUGAAGCGUAUCCGGAGGAGAGACGUGCGUAAAGGCAUGGUUGUGCUACCAAAAGCCGAGACCCCGCCAAAGGUGUAUCGAGAGUUCGUGGCGGAGGUGCUUAUUCUGUCCCACGCUACGACUAUCCGACCGAAAUACCAGGCCAUGCUACAUGUCGGCCCUGUGAGUCAGACGUGUGCCAUCAUCGACAUCGACCGCGAGUACAUCCGGACUGGCGAUCGAGCUACCGUUGCCUUUCGAUUUGUUCAGCGUCCCGAGUUUAUGACUGUUGGUCAAAGAAUAUUGUUCCGAGAAGGUAGGACUAAAGGGUUAGGCAUCGUGAAGUCGCUUGGCUAUGAGGCAGGGUCUCUCGGUAAGCAGGUGUCUUCAGAUGCUGAUGAGACGAAAGAUCAGGAAAAGGGAAAGGAGAAAGCCGAAGAGAGAGGACCUCAGACUACCACUAGUACUGUCAAGGAGCAGAACGUCACCGUUGCAAAUGGCAAAGCGAAAUAA
Molecule: messenger RNA, 1989 nt
Organism: Exophiala oligosperma
Lineage: Eukaryota; Fungi; Ascomycota; Eurotiomycetes; Chaetothyriales; Herpotrichiellaceae
Exons: 2
Coding region: 1-1989 (662 amino acids)
Biological process (GO): translational elongation
Molecular function (GO): GTP binding; translation elongation factor activity; GTPase activity
Source: RefSeq, a predicted model, not a curated record